GCUCCGACUAUGUGCCCCGUGAGGUUCGAAUCAGGGAAGAGUAUCCCCGUUUAACUACAAAGCCACUACAACACCACCACGGUGGUAUUAACUGUUUGGUCUUGGUCAGCCAGAAAAAACAAAAACAUAAAUUAAUCUUUGUCCCCAUUACAUCUUAGAAAGCCAAUGGAAAAAGGUUCUCCAACGGACCCAUAUUAAUUCUCCGGCUGCAGAAUCAGAUUCCCAAUCAGUGUUUUUGCUCCCAAACCGCCGCCUCGCCGCCGGUCCGGUAACUUCUCAUCUCCCAAUUCAAUCCACUCUCUCCACCAUGCCCGGCAAGCAACCGCCGUUGAACGGAGCCUACUACGGCCCCGCCGUCCCUCCUCCGUCGCAGACCUACCACCGCCACGGCCAUGGCCACCGCCGCGGCUGCGGCUGCUUCCACUUCACCACCUUUCUCAAAAUCCUCGUCACCAUAAUCAUUCUCGCCGGCCUCGCCGUCCUCAUCAUAUGGCUCGUAUUCCGCCCCAACAAGGUCAAAUUCCACGUCACCGACACUAAACUCACCCAAUUCAACCUCACCGACAACCAGCUCCGUUACAACUUGGCUCUAAACCUCACCGUCAGAAACCCCAACAACCGCAUCGGAGUCUAUUACGAUACCAUCGAAGCCGCCGCCGUUUACAAAGACCAGAGGCUCCAAACCCAGUGGCUGCCGCCGUUCUACCAAGGCCACAAGACCACCGCCGUUCUCGCCCCCACGUUCGACGGCCAGCAGCUGCUGCUCCUCGCCGGCGAGGGGCUUACCCAGUUCAACGCCGAGAAGGUCGCCGGCGUCUACGAUAUCGACGUCGAGCUUCGGCUUCGGAUACGACUGAAGUUCGGCGCCGUUAGGGUCGGGAAGUUUAAGCCGAAGGUGGGCUGUGAGUUCAAGGUUCCGCUGAGUACUUCCGGUGGAAACCCAGUUCCUCCGGUGUUUCAGACCGCCGGCUGCGAUAUCGAUUAUUGGUGACUUUAAUUUCAUUUAAUUUUAUUGUUUUGUUUUUCUCAUUGUUGUGUUGUCGUUGGCCUGGUAAUUUUAUUUUAUUUUAUUGUAUUUAAAUAGUUUGGCUGUUGGUUAUUUUUUGUGUUGUGUGUAUAAAUUUAGUUGGUUGGUCAUUUCUUUGUUCUUCAUUUUGUUGUUUAACAGAAAUAUUGUAUUAACAAUUGGGAUA
This is a messenger RNA of Momordica charantia (bitter melon), 1193 nucleotides long. The record is from RefSeq and is a predicted model, not a curated record. NCBI's taxonomy places the organism in Eukaryota, Viridiplantae, Streptophyta, Magnoliopsida, Cucurbitales, Cucurbitaceae.